This is a messenger RNA of Emiliania huxleyi CCMP1516, 690 nucleotides long. RefSeq lists its product as hypothetical. Lineage: Eukaryota; Haptophyta; Isochrysidales; Noelaerhabdaceae. The record is from RefSeq and is a predicted model, not a curated record. The coding region runs from base 1 to 690 and encodes 229 amino acids. The transcript has 2 exons.
AUGUCUCGCCGCGUGCGGCGCGAGGCUGAGUUGCUCGCCGCGCAGCGGACGCAGCAGGAGGAGUCGGAGAAGACGCGCAAUGACGUCGUGUCCGCCAUCAAGCUGGCGGAGAAGCUCGGGGCGCGAGCAGGUGAGCAAGAGGGGAAGAUCGCCGCGCAGGCCGCCGAGCUCGAGGCGCUCCGGCGCGAGAAGGUCGAGCAGGAGCGCCUCAUCCGCUCGCUCUCGCAGCCAGCGCCAAAGCCGACCUCACCCCGCCGGCCGGAGGCCUUCCCCCCGACGCCGCCGUCGGGCACGCCGCCAAAGCCGCCGCCGCACGCGGCGGCGACGCCAUCCAGCGAGAAGCGCGGGACCGUCUCGUCGAAGGUUCUCAGGUCGGUCUCGCGCCUCUUUCAGGGCGCGGGCUCCACGCCUCGCGGCUCUGCCGAGCGGCGCGCUGCAGUCGGCAACACCGGCCCCCCACGCGAGACAAAGGCGUCGCCGCCGAAGCUUGGCGGAGGGCUGCCGGCAAACGGGCGGCUCUCGUGCGCCCUCCAGGGCGACAGAUCCAGGCUGCCGAGGCCUAGUCUCGGCGGCUCCGUGCGCUGCGGAGAGGUUGCGACGGCCGGCUCGAUGGCGGCACCGCCGCCGCGGCUCCCUUGCCCUGCAGGCAACGAGAACACGCCGCCAUCGCGGGCAGAGCAGCAUGUGUGA